This is a messenger RNA of Knipowitschia caucasica, 4137 nucleotides long. The record is from the annotation of a GenBank genome assembly. NCBI's taxonomy places the organism in Eukaryota, Metazoa, Chordata, Actinopteri, Gobiiformes, Gobiidae.
AUGGCUGAGGAAGUGUCAGAGGUUCCCAAAGAACUCGUGGAUAGUGUGAGGGAUGCAGUCGGGAGGAAGGUGAAGCUGUCACUGAGGCGGAGGGUCAAAUUGGAGAUCAAAGGCGACAAGACGGAAAACCGGGUCCUGGCGCUGGCAUCUCACAGAGUAUUCCUCUUGACGGCUCGUAUCCCCGCUAAGGUGGAGCACUCUGUUAACUAUCUGGAGAUUCAGGGAAUUGCGUGUAACAAACCAACACAGUUGUCGAUCGAAUAUGAGCGUGGCUCCUUCUCGCUGAAACUGCUUUCUACAGAAGAGGUCAAUGAGGUUGUGGCGCACAUUGGAAACUGUAUGCAGAGGAUUUGUCCUGGGCUUCCACCACCAAAAGUCAUGAAGAAGCUGAGCAUGGAGCCUCCGGAGAGACUGACCUGGUUACACUCACAGUGGGAAACCAACAAGCCAACAGAGCCAGGCCCAUGUGGUGGCUUUUCUCAGAUGUACAGAUGUGUCUGCGACUGGCUCGGGCUGCCGUACAGAGAAGAGGUGCAAUGGGAUGUAGACACAAUCUAUUUAACACAAGAUUCUCGAGAACUUAACCUGCAAGAUUUCAACCAUUUGGAAAACAGGGACCUGGUGCCCAUCAUCGCAGUGUUAGAAUUUAACCAGUGGUUCAACAAGCUCUCGACCAAGGACUGUAAACUGUCUGCAGAUGUGUGUGAAGAGAUCCUCAGAGUGGUGUCCCGAUCGAGUCGACUGGAAGAGUUGGUUCUGGACAACGCAGGACUCAAGACAGAUUUUGCCCAAAAGCUCGCGGCUGCCCUGGCGAAUAACUCCAGCUCAGGAAUCACUACUAUUAAUCUCGCCAACAACCCUCUGGAGGACAGAGGUCUCUCAUCUUUAGGUGCUCAGUUUGCCAAACUCCAAAAGGGGCUAAAACAUUUAAACUUUUCUAAGACCUCAGUAUCACCCAAAGGGGUGAACAGCCUUUGUCAGUCCCUCAGUGCCAACCCUUCCAUCGCCAGCUGCCUGCUCCACCUGGAUCUCUCAGGGAACAUCCUCAGAGGAGACGACAUGCAGCAUUUUUACCAUUUCCUGGCUCAACCAAACAGCUUGUCAACCCUUGAUUUAUCCAACACUGACUGCUCCUUGGAUCAGGUUUGCUCCGCUCUGCUGCGAGGUUCAGCCCAGCAUCUCUCGGUGCUCAAUGUGUCAAAAAGCCUCUUCCCCUACAGGAAAGGCAAAGAGGUGCCGCCAUCAUUUAAGCACUUCUUCAGCAGUGCCAUGUCUCUCAGUUCUGUCAAUGUGUCAGGAACCAAGCUGCCUCCUGAAGCCCUCAAAGCACUUCUUUUAGGACUGGCAAGUAACGUCAAUGUCAAAGAUGUGUCGCUUGACCUCAGCUGCUGUGAAUUGCGGUCUGGAGGCUCUCAAAUCCUUGAAAGUUGCAUUGCAGAAAUCCCAAAUAUCUCCAGCCUGGAUAUUUCCGAUAAUGGUCUUGACUCAGACCUGUCUACUCUUCUGGUCUGGUUGGCUAAGAAUCGCUCCAUCAGGCAUCUGUCUUUGGGAAAGAACUUCAACAAUAUCAAAUCAAAAAACUUGGGGCCGGUACUGGAUAGCCUGGUACAUAUGAUUCAAGAAGAGGAGUCGCCCCUCACAUCUCUGUCUUUAGCCGACUCCAAACUGAAAAGUGACCUGACCAUUGUGCUCAAUGCUCUGGGCAGCAACACCUCUCUCACCAGGCUGGACAUCAGUGGAAACGCUAUGGGUGACAUGGGAGCAAAGAUGUUGGCAAAAGCACUUCAAAUCAACUCUAAACUCAGGACUGUAAUCUGGGACAGGAACAACACCAGCCCUCAGGGUCUACAGGAUGUAGCGGCUGCUUUGGAAAAAAACUUCACAAUUCGAUUCAUGCCCAUCCCAAUCAUCGAUGCCUCUCAGGCUUUGAAGGCCAAUCCAGAGAAGACGGAGGACGCACUACUAAAGAUUGAAAACUAUCUGUACAGAAACCACGAAACAAGGAAAUACUUACAAGAACAAGCCUAUCGGCUUCAGCAGGGCAUCGUGACCACAACCACUCAAACGGUGAUUGACAGAAUAUGUGUAAAGGUUCAGGACCAUUUGAACUCUUUAAGAAACUCUGAAGCAGAUACCAUAGUGGACGACGUCAAAUCUGCUGAGAACCUCAUUAAGGACGCAAGAAAUUCUAAAACUCUGCUUCCAAACUUGUACCAUCUGGGUUUGUCUUCUCGAGAGGAGGUGAACAGCUCGUCAACAGGGCCCAUUCAGGAGAAACUGGAGUCUAUGGCCGGCGAAGUGACCACGGUUAUGGACCAACAGCUUCAGAGCCUGUUGGAGUCGAUGGUGGACGCAGCAGAGCGUCUGUGUCCACAUGUGAUGAAGAGGAGUAACCUUCGCGCAGAGCUGUUGAAGUCCAGUUCAUCCAAAAUGCUUGUGCCCAAGAGUUUUGUCACUAAGACUCUGCUGGAGCAGUCGGGGGUCGACAUUAUCAACAAAAUCAGUGAGGUGAAAUUGAGUUUGGCGUCGUUCUUGUCUGAUCGCAUUGUGGACGAGAUAUUAGAAGCUCUUUCAACAUCCCAACACACGCUGGCUGACCAUCUGGUGAGGCGAGGGCGUCCAUUGGUGCAGCAGGAGUCCGUGGAUCUGGACGUCCCGGAGGAGAAGAUCCCCAAACGCGCCUCCACAGAGAUGUUGGAAGGAGAAAGACUGGACGACCUGGAGAGCUGCAUGACUCUUUGCUGUACCAGCAUGACUCCGAAAUCCAAGCGGAAAAGCAUCCAUAGUCGGAUGCUUCGACCAGUGUCGCGCGCCUUUGAGAUGGAGUUUGACCUGGACAAAGCUCUGGAGGAUGUUCCUGUUCAUGUGGAAGACUCUGCCUCUGUGUCUUCACCUUCUGCUGCUCCUUCCAAACAGGAGCAGAGGUCUUCAGGGGGAAUCUCAACGCUGCCGUCAGAGGAAGAGAAGAAACUACAGCACUUCACCAAACUGCGGCCACGGAGGAAUAAGAAAACACACUCCAGCAAAGUACCAGCAUUCAGCAGCACUCCCUCACACUACGGAGAGCAGAACGGCCUUAUGGGACGAGUGGACGAAGGCGUCGAUGAGUUUUUCUCUAAAAAGGUCAACAAACUGGAAUCAAAACGCUCAUCAAAGGGUUCAGAAUCUCAUGAUGGAGAGAAGAAAAAGAAGGGCGGUUUUCUGAACCUGAUCAAACGCUCCUCCAAAGACAAACCGGAUAAAUCAGAAAAGUCAGAGAAGAACCACACUCCUCCUAUAUCCACCACCACAUCUUCCUCCAGCAUCCCAGAGGAGCCCUCCUCACCAAAGGUGGCACUGAAGAGCCCUGCACAUGAGCCUAAGUCCCGGGAUAGCCGCUCUCAGCCGGCAGACUACAGCAGCAGCUCAGACAGAUCAGAAGACCUCAGGACCCCAGACUCUAUGGACGAGCCGUGGGAGGCCUCAGAUGGACGAGGCAGUCCCCAGGGAGGGAAGAGGCAUCCUGGAGUGCAGAUGGUCGGCACUGGGCUCCUGGCUGAGAUGAAGGCCAAACACGAGAGGAGGUGUCAUAAGUCUUCCAGCCCGGACAGACCUGAGAGCAACACGUCAGCUAAGCCACAGCCCCCCACCCCUGAAAACAGAUCUCCCAGCAGCCCCAUCAGCAAACCUGACUUCUCAGCAUCGACAGAAAAGAAUCCCAGUGAGAAGCCAGAAACAGCCCCUCGAUUGCGGGCGGCCUCCUCUUCUGGACCAGUCAGCCCCAAACCCCAGGUCCCAGCCGGGGCCAAGCCUGCUCUGGCUGCACGACCCACCAUCCCACAGAAACCCAGGACUACCAGCACCAGCAAAAGUAUAGAUGAAAUUUCAGAUUCUUCAAGUAAUGCCUCUCCUAAAACAAAUAGUCGCCCGUCAACGCUGAAGAAGAGUCAAUCAGAAAAGGACAAAGAUGGACAGAGCAAUACAAACUCUCACGAUGUGAAGUCGGCAUUCGAGACUGUUCAACGCUCCAGUGAAACUAACUCUGAUGAUCACGGUUCUCUCAAAUCCAAGGAGCUCACCUCAAACUCUAAGGACAAAGCAGCAAAGAAAGCAGGCUCUGGGGACGAAGCGGACAAUGAUAUUAUUUUCAUAAACUAA